Messenger RNA from Trematosphaeria pertusa, 1078 nucleotides. Its product is annotated as methyltransferase type 11. The record is from RefSeq and is a predicted model, not a curated record. Lineage: Eukaryota; Fungi; Ascomycota; Dothideomycetes; Pleosporales; Trematosphaeriaceae. The transcript has a single exon. Bases 27 to 677 code for a protein of 216 amino acids.
ACACACUGUGACUAAUUAACCUCACGAUGUCCUCCGCCCCCAAAGAAAUAGUCCAGCAAGCCUACGACCACAUCGCGGAAUGGUACCUCGACUGGGCCUCCACCCAGCCCUCCCCCCGCGAGCGCUACACCGACAAAGUCCUCGCCCACGCGCCCUCAUCCCCUCAUAUUCUCGAACUCGGCUGCGGCUCCGGCGUCCCCAUCACGCGCAUGCUGCUCGACCGCGGCGCGCGCGUCGUCGCCAACGACAUCUCCAGCAAGCAGCUCAGCAUGGCGAAAGCGCAGUGUCCGUCGGCGCAGUUCGUCCCAGGCGACAUGGCCGCGCUGUCCUUCGCGCCCGCGAGCUUCGACGGCGUCGUGUGUUUCUAUACCAUCUUCCACCUGCCAAGGGCGGAGCAGCGGGGUAUGCUGGCUAAUAUCUGUUCCUGGCUUAAGCCUGGCGGGAUGUUCGCUUUUAAUCUCGCGACGGUGGAUGAGGAGGAGAUUCAUGGGGAGUUUCUGGGGCAUGGCAUGUUUUGGAGCAGUUUUGGGGUGGAGGAGAGCAUGAAGAUGGUGCGGGAGGUGGGGUUGGAGGUUGUUGAGGCGGAGGUGCUGGAGGCGGGGGACGGAAGGCUGGAGGAGAGCGAUCCGGAUUAUGGGGUUAAGUUUAUGUGGGUUGUGGCUAGGAAGGGGGAAUAGUGGGGGACUGGUGACUGGGGUAGUGUAAUGGUCAUGCUGGGGAGGAUCUAAAACGUCUACCGCUACAUAUGCUAACGCUGUUCUUUUGUCAUAGAGACUUUAUAAAAGCUAGGGGAUCUGAGGAGGUGCUCGUUUAAGCUGCAUCGUCAUAUUUCUUCCCCCUUCCCCCAGCGCGCCACUACUGCCAGCGCGGUUCUAAGCCCCUACUUCUUCACAUCCCCGGUCUCACCGGCCCCGCCAACCUCCCCGCACUAUACACGCCGCAAGCCGCCCAAUCCGCCGCCUCCGGCUCCUGCCCCUGCCAAGCUCGCACGUGCGCCUUGGACGGCAGGAAAGGUUGUUGGAACGGGCUCUCGUAUUGCUCUUUCCCUUCCAUCAACAUGUCGCCGGGGGUUUGAGGG